Solanum pennellii is the source of this 1414-nucleotide messenger RNA. RefSeq names its product protein EMSY-LIKE 3-like. The record is from RefSeq and is a predicted model, not a curated record. Bases 156 to 1331 code for a protein of 391 amino acids. Gene Ontology annotation, cellular component: nucleus. The transcript is spliced from 9 exons. NCBI's taxonomy places the organism in Eukaryota, Viridiplantae, Streptophyta, Magnoliopsida, Solanales, Solanaceae. Gene Ontology annotation, biological process: defense response to fungus.
AAAAACAGGCGGAAUUCGAUAUUUUGGAAUUCUAAUAACAUAUUUGGGAAACUGCUCAUUGCCUUUGAUUUCUUGGUGUUUAAUCGAUUUUGAGUUUUGCUUUGAUUUCUCUUUCGCAUAAAUUUUCAACUAUUUCAAGUUUUACAAGCUCCCUUAUGGCCUACGACAACACCGGAACCGAUGAGGAUCUUCCUCAGUCACAUUGGAGUAGGAUGCCAAGAGGUGGUGUCUUUGGUACUGGAGAUGACAGAGCUGCUAUGAUGUAUGAUGAAACUGACAUGGAGGUGGAAAUUCACCGACUUGAGCAAGAAGCAUACAGUUCAGUUUUAAGAGCCUUUAAAGCCCAGGCUGAUACCAUUACUUGGGAGAAGGAAAGUCUCAUAUCUGAAUUAAGAAAAGAGCUAAGAUUGUCCAGUGAUCACCAUCGAGAAUUUCUUGGUAGAGUCAAUGAGGAUGAUGUUGUCCGAAGAAUAAGGGAGUGGAGGAUAUCUUGUAUGCGUGGUACUGGUCAAGCUGUUCAUGAUCAAAUACCCAGUUCUUUUGUACGUGCGAAUCAAAUCAUAGCACCAUAUUUACCUUCUCGCUCCUUUUCUGGACCAUCUCCUAGUUUUCGUCCACCAGCUGCGAGUGCGGCAAACCAGCCAUCUACAUCCACUGCCAAUAGAGAUCCUAUGAUGGAUCCCAAGGACCAGAUUUAUUCAACAAAAAUGCAGUAUCUUUCCUUAGGUCCAUCUGGAAGAGGCCAAUCCAGUAACCAGGUUUCUGAACCUGCCGAGCCAGUAUCAUUUGAUCCAUUGAUUGGAAGGAAAGUGAGAACUAGACGGCCUGAUGACAAUAAUUUUUAUGAAGCAGUCAUAGCUGAUUGUAAUGCAGCUGAGGGUAAACAUGUUCUUGUUUAUGAUGGGGGUAGUGCAAAUGAGAUGUCGGAAUGGGUCAACCUUAAAGAGAUCCCUCCGGAGGAUAUCCAGUGGGAGGGUGAAGAUCCUGGAAUUUCUCAUCAUGGAAAUAACAGUCAAUCAGGGCGUGGACGUGAUAGUGAUCCAGUUGCAGUUAGAGGCCUAGGUUUGACUAUGCCUCAGUCUAGAACAGAUUUUCCAUCAUCACAUUAUGGCAUAGGAAAGAAGGGAGAUGAUUUUAUUGUGUUACUUCGCACUGAUAUGUUGAUUAACGAGGUGGAGAAGAGGGUCUUUGGUACCUCUCAUCCAGACCCUCUGGAGGUUGAGAAGGCAAAGGAAGUUCUGAAGGACCAUGAACAAGCACUUGUGGCAGCUAUUUCAAGGCUUGAUAGGAUGAUAUCUGAUGGAGAUAGCAGUAUGAACUGUGCUAAGUGAUUUUCUAUUUCUUUUUCAUUUUAGGCUUCAUCGUAUUUGGAUUAUAUAGCUUUAUGAUGAGGUUUAUUAUAUCUUUUUUUUUU